CUUUCUCAUAAACUGGACAGAGCUCUUGCAAAAAUGAAAAACGAAAGUCGUAGCAACCACUACCAUCAUCCAUCAUCAUCAUUGAAUCCAAAAUCUCCCACAAGCCAGGAGCAGCACCAGCAUGGUCUAAUUUCAUUGAAUGCUAUUAUCAUCAUUGUCAUCUUCAUCAUCUCCCUUUUUAUAAUCUUCUCUAUUCUCCUCAUAAUCCUCUUACUCUAUCGACUUAAAUCCGUAAGAGACAAAGCACAUCACUUAGCUUGCAAAGAAAGCUGCAGCAUCAUCAACAACGGUGGACCUUCCACUAGCUACAGCUACACUUCUAGCCCUGAUGGCAUCAAGAGCGAUUGUCUAUACUCAAGAAACCCGACAUCGUUCAGACAAUUACCCCCACAUACAAAGAGUUGCAGGAAAAGCCGAGCAGAAGGAGUAGAAGUUUAUGCAUACAAAGAAUUAGAGAUUGCAACUAACAAUUUUAGCGAAGGGAAAAAAAUUGGAAGCGGCGGAUAUGGAGAUGUGUACAAAGGAGUUUUGAGUGAUGGAAGUGUUGCGGCCAUUAAAAAGCUUCAUAUGAUUGAUAAUGGUAGUAACCAAAAGCAUGAAGAGCGCUCCUUUAGGCUUGAGGUUGAUCUUCUUAGUCGAUUACAAUGCCCAUAUUUGGUGGAUUUAAUUGGAUACUGUGCUGAUCAAAACCAUAGGAUCCUGAUAUUUGAAUAUAUGCCCAAUGGUACACUCGAGCAUCAUCUCCACGAUCAUAGUUGCAAGAAUUUAAAGGAUCAAUCUCAACCAUUGGAUUGGGGAACCCGGCUUAGGAUCGCCCUUGAUUGCGCCCGAGCCCUCGAGUUUCUCCACGAAAAUACAGUCACUAGUGUGAUACACCGGAAUUUCAAAUGUACCAACAUUUUAUUGGAUCAAGAUAACCGAGCUAAAGUUUCAGAUUUCGGAUUGGCAAAGACUGGUUCUGAUAAACUAAACGGUCAGAUUUCAACUAGGGUGCUUGGGACCACAGGAUAUCUUGCCCCGGAGUACGCUUCUACCGGAAAGCUUACCACAAAAUCAGAUGUUUACAGUUAUGGAAUAGUGCUAUUACAACUCUUAACGGGUCGUACACCGAUAGAUUCCAGGCGUCCGCCAGGACAAGAUGUCCUUAUUUCUUGGGCUCUUCCAAGGCUAACCAACAGAGAGAAAGUUAGUGAAAUGGUCGAUCCAACCAUUCAAGGCCAAUACUCACAGAAAGAUCUUAUACAGGUAGCAGCCAUAGCAGCAAUGUGUGUGCAACCAGAAGCUGAUUACAGACCGUUGAUGACAGAUGUUGUUCAGUCUCUUAUUCCUCUUGUUAAAACAUACAACCAAAGUUCUGUUUCUUCUCGGGUUCACAGCCGUAGAGAAAGCUUGUCCUAUGAUGAUAUUAUGCCAUGACGCUGUUUAUAUUUAUGGUUUAACACUCUUUGUUAAAUUGAAAUUCAUGUUGCUAUUGUAUAUGUGUAUGGAUAAACGAAUCAAUUUGUAUUAUUAAAAUU
Messenger RNA from Eutrema salsugineum, 1517 nucleotides. Its product is annotated as probable serine/threonine-protein kinase PBL7. Bases 34 to 1416 code for a protein of 460 amino acids. The transcript has 6 exons. Gene Ontology annotation, molecular function: ATP binding; protein kinase activity. Lineage: Eukaryota; Viridiplantae; Streptophyta; Magnoliopsida; Brassicales; Brassicaceae. The record is from RefSeq and is a predicted model, not a curated record. Gene Ontology annotation, biological process: protein phosphorylation.